This is a messenger RNA of Pistacia vera, 799 nucleotides long. Its product is annotated as protein TPX2-like. Gene Ontology annotation, cellular component: nuclear microtubule; mitotic spindle. Gene Ontology annotation, molecular function: protein kinase activator activity; microtubule binding. The record is from RefSeq and is a predicted model, not a curated record. The transcript has 7 exons. NCBI's taxonomy places the organism in Eukaryota, Viridiplantae, Streptophyta, Magnoliopsida, Sapindales, Anacardiaceae. The coding region runs from base 47 to 568 and encodes 173 amino acids. Gene Ontology annotation, biological process: mitotic spindle assembly; activation of protein kinase activity; regulation of mitotic spindle organization.
GUGUUUAAUAUAAUUAAACCAAUUUAGCUACUUGCUCCCCCCAAAAAUGGAGAAAGCAAACGCCAAGUCAGCGCUCAAGUUUGUGAAGGCUGGUUCACAGUCUGCUGUUACAUGGAGUUCUACUGCUUCAGGAAUGGUGAGACCCCUGCACGCAAAAGAUCAGGAAGUGAACAAGUAUAAGGUUACACCAAAGGCGGCCACGACAAAGGACAACACGAAGCCGUUAGAGUUCACACUCCAUACUCAACAAAGAGCUGUGAAACGAGCUAUGUUCAACUAUUCUGUUGCAACCAAGUUAUAUCUCAUGGAGAUACACAAGAAACGAGUUGAGAAGUUGCAGAAGAUGUUAGAAGAAGAAGAGGUACGUUUGAUGAGAAAGGAGAUGGUUCCAAGAGCCCAAUUGAUGCCUCAUUUUGAUAGACCUUUCUUCCCACAAAGAUCAAGCCGGCCAUUGACAGUUCCAAGAGAGCCAAGUAUGAGAAUGGUGAAUGGGAAGAGCUGCAUUAUUAGUGGGAAUGAACUCUACGGUUUUGGAAACUCUCAUGCUAAUUGGAAUUCUAUUAAAUAAAAGCAACUGAUGAGAAUGCACCCAAAUAACUCUUCUUAAUGCUUCCUUCAUUAGUCUCAUAGUGUAGCUCUUAAUUACUAGAUUAAUUUUAAUGACUUUCAUUGUCAAAAUCUCCUCUAGUGAGUGUGUGUAAUAGUAGCAACUCCUGUACUAGUCAAAUAAAAGUGAAGUUUUGAUUUGAUUGGUGUAAAUCAUGUUUUGAUAUUAAUGGACAAAUUGAUUUUACCUGCA